This is a messenger RNA of Xiphias gladius (swordfish), 950 nucleotides long. RefSeq names its product L-rhamnose-binding lectin SML-like. The transcript has 10 exons. The record is from RefSeq and is a predicted model, not a curated record. NCBI's taxonomy places the organism in Eukaryota, Metazoa, Chordata, Actinopteri, Istiophoriformes, Xiphiidae. Bases 255 to 950 code for a protein of 231 amino acids. Gene Ontology annotation, molecular function: carbohydrate binding.
UUUAACUGUAGUACAGUGACAACUGCAAAUUUGUGAUGCCGUCCACUUUGGGCCAAGAUUUCAGAUGCACCAGAGCACUUUCAAGCCUGUUCUCACUCAUGUCCCUCUGCCUCCACAGCUGCGAUGGGAAAAAGAGCUGUACUAACAAGGUGGAGGAAAGACAGUUCUUGACCAAGCAUGAAUAAAUACAGGUGUGAGUGAGUCCCAGCCACCAUCAGUCUCACUGUUCACCUACGACGGGAUCCUCUAAAGCCAUGCUCGCCUUCAGACUCAGCACCACACUGUUGCUGGCAACAACAUGUUUACUCAUGAAAGCAGUUUCCACGGAGAGAGUUAUCACCUGUGACGACAGCCACAAUGUCCAACGCCUGAGCUGUGCAGAUAUCGGAGUGAUCAGUGUGCAGGCAGCACUGUACGGACGUGCAGAUAGUGAGACCUGCAGUGACCGCAGACCUCAGGAGCAGCUCGCCAACAUAGAGUGCUCUCAAAAGGGCACAGUGGACGUCCUCAAGAGGAGGUGUGAUGGCAAGAGGGAGUGUGUGAUAAACACAAAUGUUGUUCGUACCUCUGAUCCCUGCUAUGGGAUCUACAAAUAUCUGGAGACCAACUACACCUGCUUCCCAGCAAUUCAGGUCGUUACAUGUGAGCACUCUGUGGCACAUUUGUAUUGUGAUGACGGGCAGGUUAUAUUUGUCUACGGAGCUGACUAUGGACGCCGUGACCAGACUACCUGCUCUUACCGACGGCCUGUCUCUCAGACUGAAAAUGUGUACUGCUCGGACCCCACUAGUAAAGUUGCCAACAGCUGCAAUGGGAAAAACAGCUGUACUAUCAGAGUAAGCAACUCGGUGUUUGGUGACCCCUGCGUGGGCACUCACAAGUACCUGGAGGUGGCUUACGUGUGUAUAUAUCCUGAGGUCAUUCCACAGCAGCUUGUGUAUACAGACUGA